Pedinophyceae sp. YPF-701 is the source of this 438-nucleotide messenger RNA. The record is from the annotation of a GenBank genome assembly. NCBI's taxonomy places the organism in Eukaryota, Viridiplantae, Chlorophyta, Pedinophyceae.
AUGAUCGUAAUUUGUUUGCGAUUGCGAUCGUUCGUCUCCCUUUUCAGACACGCACGGUCGUACGGCCCGACAUCGGCGACGCUGUCCCAUGUGUCCCGCAGCCUUGCGAGCGAGGACGACAGCCUCGAAGCACCGCUUCUGGCGCACGGCGAGGGCCGUCCCAGCCCGCGACGCUGCGCGUACCUGGACUGGUGCUCAAAGGCCCACAACCGCUACUUCAUGUGCAUCCAGUGCUGGAUCGCCGUGUGCGGGCCGGCGUUCGUGCUGCAGGCCACGCCGUGGCGGAUGUGGCCCGUCUGCUACGACGCUCUGGCCCGCACAGUGUCGCAAGUCUCGUUGAUCGCUGCAACGACGCUGUGCUUCCGGGACCAGCCGGAGGACCGCGGCGAGGAUGCUGGCGACGAGGGGGGAGGUGUGGCCGCGGCGGUGUGUCGUUGA